Messenger RNA from Branchiostoma floridae (Florida lancelet), 3294 nucleotides. RefSeq names its product tubulin-specific chaperone C-like. Gene Ontology annotation, biological process: post-chaperonin tubulin folding pathway; tubulin complex assembly. Bases 156 to 1196 code for a protein of 346 amino acids. The transcript is spliced from 2 exons. Lineage: Eukaryota; Metazoa; Chordata; Leptocardii; Amphioxiformes; Branchiostomatidae. Gene Ontology annotation, cellular component: cytoplasm. The record is from RefSeq and is a predicted model, not a curated record. Gene Ontology annotation, molecular function: tubulin binding.
UGUGAGUCAUGUAAAUCAACGUUGUUUUGGUCUAAUCAGGGUUAAAUAUAGAGCACUAGUAAUCUGUGAGCAGCUGAGUCACUUCAAUACAAACCUGACCUUUAACCUGUUAACCUAUUAACCCCCACUGCGCAUGCUCCGUAUUCAAAACCAAAAUGGCGGAAUCAGAAGUAGUGAUCGUUGGCGAGACAUGGGAAACCACCGAGAAUUCUCUCUACGAAGAGAAAAAAGGGGCAGUGGUGGACAAGAUACAGAAGAGAGAGGAGGAGCUAGCAGAAAAGAGAGAGAAGAGGCGUCUGGAGAAAGAAAAGACGUCGGCAGAAGACGAAACGUCCGACUUCUUCGCGACUACGUUCCGGAAAGAGAAAUCCGCCAUAGAGAAGCUACUCGACGAGUCAGACUCCACCCCUAAAGAUGGCCUUUCCGAUCAUUUUGAUGUCAUCACGGCGGCCAUGCAGAAACUGCAGAAGUUUGUGACGGACUCUACAAGUUUUCUACCGAGUUACGACGUUCGCCAGGCGCAGGAUACGAUCGGCAACCUACAGGCCGCCCUGACCGAGAAGAGAGAGCAACUCAUCCCCAAGAAGAAAUUCGCCUUCAAGAAAAAGAAGGAAGGAGUGAAAGAGCCUAAGAAGAAAGCAACUAAGGUAGCCACAGAAGUAAAACCCGGGGUACAGGUGGCGUCAGUUGUUCAGAUAGAGUGUGGAUUCGCUGAUAAAGACUCUCAAACCCUGACUUUACAACCACGCGAGAUCGAAAACCAGGACGUCUCGCUCGCACGUCUGACGAACUGUACGGUGAAACUGUACGGUUCCGCCGGCACCGUGCACAUCUCUAACGUAACCGGAUGCCGUAUCUUCACCGGACCCGUCUCCAGGUCUAUCUUCGUGGACGAUUGUAAGGACACUGUGUUGGUGAUAGCCUGUCAGCAACUACGAGUCCACCACACCUUGGAUACAAGCUUCUACCUGCAUGUCACAAGCCGCGGGAUCAUAGAGGAUAGUACCCGGCUUCUUUUUGCGCCUUAUAACUGGGCGUAUCCAGAUAUGGGAGAACACUACAAGAAGGCUGGACUAGACAAGGAUAGAAACACGUGGGAUGAUAUAGAUGAUUUUAACUGGCUUGCCUCUGAUGCACACUCCCCAAACUGGGCUGUGAUGAAUGAAGAAGAUAGAGUGAGCAGCUGGGAACCCUAAACAGCUUUGUAGUGCUCAGGCCUAGGGAAAAAAUGUUGUGUUUUCUGUUUUCUUACCUAGUAACCUACCCUUGAAAAACCUGUAGACCCUAGCCUUUUUGGGGGGUGAGCCAGUUGAGUCACAUACUAGUAGUUUCCAGUAGAAUUUUGAUCUAGUCUGCUUCCUCAUCAAGUAAGAAAAACUACUUGUCCUAUCUAAUGAAGCAUAGAUAUGCCCACAGAUUUGUAACCUUAUGCAUGAAAUUAAAGAUCCAAAUAUAUAAUAAAGUGUCCUCAUGCAUUUCAGUAUUACUUUCAGUUUGUUAAACUGCAAGUUGUUUGUAUCACUAGAGUUUGGGCCAAAGUCUAAAAAAGAAAUCAUAAAAGACCAUCCGAUUCCCUCCCUCCCUCCCUCCAUAUCUUUUUCAGGACUGAAACAGGAAAAACAACAUUUUUCCUAGGCCUUAGCAAUGUUGCUUUGUGCCAGCCCUAUGCGUUCAAAAUCUCAGAUUUUCUUCUUUUUUCAGAUUUUCUGGUACAUGUAGCAAAGGAAUGUGUCCUUUCAGAGUUUUCACUACUAGGCUGAUACUAGGGGGCAGUACUAUUUUCCUGAUGUUUGUUUUAAAAUACGCCCCUAAAAUAUGGAAAUCGCCAUUUGAAUGUGAAAAUGAAAAAAAAGGAGUUUUAAUUAUAAUAACAAUGUACAAAACAAGUGUAAAGCUUAUGAUGAAAUCCUGACCAUUCAAAUGAUGUCUGUGGAAGAGAACUGUAAGGGGCAAGGGAAAAAAUGUGUUUCCUGUUACUUCACUGACUCUAGCACAAACCUACCCUCCCUAGGUAUGUUUGUGUUGACUGCUGGCAAGGUACAUAACAUGAUAAACAGGGCUCGAAAUAACACAUGCAUAUGCAGGUUAGUGCAGGUAAAAUUGGAGCUGUGCAGGUAUUUCUGGUUUCUACCUGUACCUAACGUGCACUGGACUAUGUACUGGGAUUUAUACGUAAAUGUCUUAUGAUGUAGGUGUAUGUGGAUUGUUAUCAGCUGCAUUGACUGUUACCACAAGUAUUAAAAAAAUAGCAAUGGUUCCUCAACAAUUUUAGUAUAAUCCAUACUUCCUACAUUCAGAUCUAGAGUGAUGCAGGUAAAAUUUGUCAGGUGCAGGUAAUUUUCAGUGUUACCUGCACCAGUGCAGGUAUACAGAAAAAAGUAUUUUGAGCCCUGAUAAACCUUUCGAUCUGAGUGAGUGAUGAAAUUGAAAACUUACCUCCAGUAUUUUAUACAACGAUGUAUUGAUUGUAUUUCAUAUAAUGCAAGGAUAUAUAAUAAACAUUGUGCUUUUUUGUUCAGUUUAUUGGUUUACUUGUGCUUGUCCAAAGACACUGCAAUAUAUAUCUUUGUAAUUAAUAUAUGAUAUUGGAAGUGCCAGAAUCAAAAGAUAAUUGCUCAAAUAUACUAUAAAUGCAUUGAUUGUGUUCAAGAAUUUUUUAUUGUCUACAAAUUUACAGUCUGUGGACAUAUUCUGCUGCUAAGAACUAUAGUAUGAUCUGCAUGUACCAAACCUAUUUCGUUUGAAAAUUUACCACAAGGUCUAAUUUAUAAAAGUGAAGAUUAUGUUGUUGAUGAGAUUCAAAAGGUAACAAGAAACAACUUCUCAAUGCUCAAUCCUUUUCAUUGGAUGUUCUGUUCUAACAGGGUUUUUUUUUUCAAUAGAAUUGAAAUGCUAGCCUCCAUAGCAGGCUCUCUAUGGCCUUUUUUGGCACUUGACAGCCGGCUGUCAGAAAAGGCCAGCAAUCAGCGACCCAGUACAAAAAGAAAUGGCCAGCAAAAGUGCCAAAAAGGUCAUAGAGAGCCUGCUAUGGAGGCUAUGAAAUGCAUUCAUGUCUUAACAGACAUAUCUUGAACAUUAAGAUGUAUAAUGACACUGUAGAGUCAGAAACUGAUCUGCAGGGCCUGGAGCUUCUCACAGCGAUGAAAGACAGACAGUUCUGGAAGACGAACUUUACUUGCUGCACCUCUUUAAAGAGGAUGAUAGAUGAAUUGAUGAUGAUGAUGAUGGCACUGUAUGAAAGCACACAUUAUAAUGACACUGUAACGCAGUCGAAAUAAACAAGACAUCCCACCA